Messenger RNA from Ochotona princeps (American pika), 2757 nucleotides. RefSeq names its product calcium voltage-gated channel auxiliary subunit beta 2 (gene CACNB2). Gene Ontology annotation, biological process: regulation of voltage-gated calcium channel activity; calcium ion transmembrane transport; neuromuscular junction development. NCBI's taxonomy places the organism in Eukaryota, Metazoa, Chordata, Mammalia, Lagomorpha, Ochotonidae. Gene Ontology annotation, molecular function: high voltage-gated calcium channel activity; protein binding. The transcript has 13 exons. The coding region runs from base 340 to 2178 and encodes 612 amino acids. Gene Ontology annotation, cellular component: voltage-gated calcium channel complex. The record is from RefSeq and is a predicted model, not a curated record.
CAGCCAUGAGCAGUGAAGAGAAAAUUUUAGGGUAAUAAGAUGCAUUAAGUUCAGAAUGAGUUGAUGCUCGUCUGUGAAUGCUCUUGAAGUGUGCUUUAUUUUGAAAGCAAUAUAGAGAAUUGGAGUGUGUGUAUUUCCCCCCAGCAAUGGGAAAAUAAGACUCUCCUCGGAUGGGAGUCCACCAGGGUUGUAGUGAAAGCCCUGGAGGCAGAAAGAGACAGAAGAGGGGCUUGUCCGGAGCAUGGAUAGGAAAGGAGCUGGGGUUCUUCAGGGCUCAGCACGCACGGAGAAUCUGUGCCCAGGGCUGCAGCUGCGGACGAUAAAGGCGCUGUCUGGCUAAUGAAGGCCACCUGGAUCAGGCUUCUGAAGAGAGCCAAGGGAGGAAGGCUGAAGAAUUCCGAUAUCUGUGGCUCGGCAGACUCCUACACCAGCCGUCCAUCCGAUUCAGAUGUGUCUCUGGAGGAGGACCGGGAGGCAGUGCGCAGAGAAGCUGAGCGACAGGCCCAGGCACAGUUGGAAAAAGCCAAGACAAAGCCCGUUGCAUUUGCAGUUCGGACAAAUGUCAGCUACAGUGCAGCCCAUGAAGAUGAUGUCCCAGUGCCAGGCAUGGCCAUCUCAUUUGAAGCAAAAGAUUUUCUGCAUGUUAAGGAAAAAUUUAACAAUGACUGGUGGAUAGGGCGUUUGGUUAAAGAAGGCUGUGAAAUCGGAUUCAUUCCAAGCCCAGUCAAACUAGAAAACAUGAGGCUACAGCACGAACAGAGAGCCAAGCAAGGGAAAUUCUAUUCCAGUAAAUCAGGAGGAAAUUCAUCAUCCAGUUUGGGUGACAUUGUACCUAGUUCCAGAAAAUCUACACCUCCAUCAUCUGCUAUAGACAUAGAUGCUACUGGCUUAGAUGCAGAAGAAAAUGAUAUUCCAGCAAACCACCGCUCCCCUAAACCCAGUGCAAACAGUGUAACGUCACCCCACUCCAAAGAGAAAAGAAUGCCCUUCUUUAAGAAGACAGAGCACACUCCUCCGUAUGAUGUAGUGCCCUCCAUGCGACCCGUGGUCCUCGUGGGCCCUUCUCUGAAAGGGUAUGAGGUCACAGAUAUGAUGCAGAAAGCAUUAUUUGAUUUUUUAAAACACAGAUUUGAAGGACGGAUCUCGAUCACAAGGGUCACUGCUGAUAUCUCGCUUGCCAAACGCUCAGUAUUAAACAACCCCAGUAAGCAUGCAAUAAUAGAAAGAUCCAACACAAGGUCAAGCUUAGCGGAAGUUCAGAGUGAAAUUGAAAGGAUCUUUGAACUUGCAAGGACGCUGCAAUUGGUAGUGCUUGAUGCAGACACUAUUAACCAUCCAGCUCAACUUAGUAAAACCUCUUUGGCCCCUAUUAUAGUAUACGUGAAGAUUUCUUCUCCUAAGGUUUUACAAAGGUUAAUAAAAUCUCGAGGGAAAUCUCAAGCAAAACACCUUAAUGUCCAGAUGGUAGCAGCCGAUAAACUGGCUCAGUGUCCUCCGGAGCUGUUUGAUGUGAUCUUGGAUGAGAACCAGCUUGAGGAUGCUUGUGAGCACCUGGCCGACUAUCUGGAGGCCUACUGGAAGGCCACCCAUCCUCCCAGCAGCAGUCUCCCCAACCCUCUCCUCAGCCGUACUUUAGCCACAUCAACUCUGCCUGUCAGCCCCACCCUUGCCUCCAAUUCACAGAGUUCUCAAGGUGAGCAGAGGACAGAUCAUUCGGCUCCUGCCCGUUCUGCUUCCCAGGCUGAAGAAUCUUGCCUGGAACCAGUGAAGAAAUCCCAGCAUCGGUCUUCCUCCUCAGCCCCACACCACAACCACCGCAGCGGUACCAGCCGGGGCCUCUCCAGGCAAGAGACGUUCGAUUCCGAAACCCAGGAGAGCCGAGACUCUGCCUACAUAGAGCCAAAGGAAGAUUAUUCCCAUGAACACACAGACCACUAUGCCCCCCCACAUCGUGACCACAAUCACCGAGACGAGGCCCAUGGGAGCAGUGAGCACAGACACAGAGAGACCCGGCACCGUUCCCGGGACACAGAUCGGGAGCAGGACCACAAUGAGUGCAACAAACAACGGAGCCGUCAUAAAUCCAAGGAUCGCUACUGUGACAAGGAUGGAGAAGUCAUUUCCAAAAAAAGGAAUGAGGCUGGGGAGUGGAACAGGGAUGUUUACAUCCGCCAAUGACUUUUGACCCCCUUUUUAAAGUCUUGUAUAAGGGAACCCUCAGACAAAAUCUUUGAGGUCUACAUUGCAAUCAUGUGAUCUGUCUUGUGUAUUUUGUAUUGCUGUUGCUUAAAUAGCAAUAGCAUGAAAUAGAGUAUUAAUAUUUUUUUUUCUUUUGUAAGUGCUAUAUAAACUGGCCUGGUACAGCUGCAGUCCUCUGGUUGUAUACUGAAUUAUUCACAUACGUAAAUUGAUUUGGGUAGCUGCCACUUGAACAAAACCUAUUGCCACCCAUGAUUAUUUCAAGAAUUCUAGUUGACAUAUCCAAUAAGCCAGAAUCAGUACAGAUAAAGUGGAAUUUCUUGUUUCCCAGAUUUUCUAAUACCCAGACAGCUGAUUUGCAUAUUCAUUCAUUCACGGACCACUUUUUUGCUUGUACCUCUGGCUGACUAAAUUUGGGGACAGAUUCAGUCUUGCCUUACACAAAGCGGAUCAUAAAGUUAGAAUCUAUUUUCUAUGUACUAGUACUGUGUACUGUAUAGACAGUUUGUAAAUGUUAUUUCUGCAAACACCUUAUUAUAAUUAUAUAUAAUAUAUAAU